GAUUUCUGAAGUCGACGAUUGUUCCUUCUCCAAGCCAGAGACAACCGAAAUAAUCAUGAGGGUUGAGACUUGCCAUUUCUGCUCGCGGCCGGUCUAUCCGUCCAAGGGUAUUACAUUUGUUCGCAAUGACGCCAGACAAUUCCGAUUUUGCCGCUCAAAGUGCCACAAGAACUUCAAGAUGAAGCGUCAACCUCGCAAGCUGAAGUGGACCAAGACUCACCGUGCUGUCCGCGGAAAGGAAAUGAUUGUCGACUCGUCGCUGGUGUUGUCCCAGUUCGCCAAGAAGAGAAACGCCCCCGUCAAGUACGACAGAAAUCUGGUUGCCGCGACAGUCAAGGCCAUGGAGAGAGUGGAGGAAAUCAGAGAACGCAGAGAGCGCCAGUUCACCAAGCGCCGCCUGGCGGGCAAGCUUUCCCGGGACCGCAAGCGCGAGGAGGAUCGGAAGGUUGUUGCGGAGGGCGAGCACCUUAUUCGCAAGGAACUGCGGGAGAGAGAAGAGGGACAGCCCUUGGUGUCGGAUUCGAGCAAGGCUCCAAACAAGGUGCAUGGCCAGGAGAUCCAGAGACAGAAGAAGAAGGCCAGAUUAUUGGUGGAUGGGGGUGUUCAGGAGGAAAUGGAUGUCGACUAAAGGGUACAGUCAGUUUGACGGAGAUAUCCAUGGACUUCUUGC
Messenger RNA from Aspergillus wentii DTO 134E9, 670 nucleotides. RefSeq names its product ribosomal eL24 family protein. Lineage: Eukaryota; Fungi; Ascomycota; Eurotiomycetes; Eurotiales; Aspergillaceae. Bases 56 to 628 code for a protein of 190 amino acids. Gene Ontology annotation, biological process: ribosomal large subunit biogenesis. The record is from RefSeq and is a predicted model, not a curated record. The transcript has 3 exons. Gene Ontology annotation, cellular component: nucleolus.